Messenger RNA from Botrytis deweyae, 2275 nucleotides. RefSeq lists its product as uncharacterized. The transcript is spliced from 2 exons. Gene Ontology annotation, molecular function: transmembrane transporter activity. The coding region runs from base 78 to 1817 and encodes 579 amino acids. The record is from RefSeq and is a predicted model, not a curated record. Gene Ontology annotation, biological process: transmembrane transport. Lineage: Eukaryota; Fungi; Ascomycota; Leotiomycetes; Helotiales; Sclerotiniaceae.
UUAACGGGCCCCCUCUCUGGAGUCUCCUUAUUUCAAAAGUUGAAUAAAUCUCCCCAAGUAUCCCCUCAUUCCCGAAAAUGUCGACUUCCCAGAAUCCUCACAACGAACCUCAAGAAUACGACAUGGCAGACCUUCCAAAGCACAAUGGGCCUCGCCCCGCCCCCAACAAUAAGGACAGUUCGAAUUCUGAACUACCGGAUUUGAAGCAAGAGGAAAAUCGAACACCACCCGUUGGACGAGUAGCAGGAGGUUCUUUCUUAGAGUCGAUGCGUGGUAGCGAUAGCGACAAUGUUGAAGACGGUCCUCUGAAAGAGGUCAAUAUCGAUAUGCCAGAAACUCGCACUGAGCUCAUCACAAAAGAUGGCGGGGAAUAUAUUCUCCUUCAUUUCGCCAAUGGAGAUCCAGAGAAUCCAUUCAACUGGCCCACAGGAAAGAAAGUGUUCAUCACAGUGUUGCUGUGCAUGAUGACACUUUUCAUCGGUUUGGCAACAACUGCAUAUAGUAGUGGAAUCACAUCAAUGUGCGAUGACUUUGGUGUUUCGACCGAAUUAGGACAAUUGGGACUCUUCUGUUUCAACAUGGCUUGUGCACUCGCACCAUUGUUCCUGGCACCUUUCUGCGAAUUGGUCGGCAGAAAGAUCAUUUAUACUGGCGCUUAUGCAGGCUUCAUCAUCAUCUUCAUCGGAUUGGCUCUCGGCAAAAACAUUGCAACAAUUCUUGUCAUGAGAACAUUGAGUGGAUUGUUUGGUUGUGUAGGCACCAUUCUCGUGGGUGGAACCUUCAGUGAUAUGUAUACACCGGAUUCAAGAGCUGUUCCAAUGGCAUGCUUCGCAUAUGUAGCUAUCUUGGGAACGGUUGGCGCGCCAAUUUAUGCCGGAUUCAUCGACGAAACAAUUGGCUGGAGAUGGAUCGAGGGAAUUCAAGGAUUGGCAAACUUACCACUUCUCGCUGCAAUCCUUCUUUUCUUUCGUGAAACUAGAGGCGGUGUCGCAUUGCACAAACGAGCCAAGCUUCUCCGAGCUGCAACAGGCGAUGAGAGAUACAAGGCCGAGAUGGAUCUCGAGGCAAAGGACUUGAAAGAGAUGCUUCACAAUUCUUCCGUCAAGGCCGUCAAAAUGCUUGCCACAGAGCCAGUCGUUUUCGCUUUCGGUCUAUGGAUCGCUUUCGCCUGGUUCGUCACCUUCUUGUUCUUGUCGGUCAUUCCAAUUACCUUUCAAGAACAUCACGGCUGGAAUGAAGGUAUAGCUGGUCUGCCAUACAUUUCAUUGUGUAUUGGUGUGACUAUCGCUUUUGGAUUGAACUUCUUCCAGAUCAAGAAGUACAAAUCUAUCAUGGCGGCCCAUGAUCAACACAUUGUUCCGGAAUCCAGAUUGUACGGUGCAAUGUGUGGUGCUUGUUUCCUCCCAAUCGGAUUGUUCAUCUACAGCUUCACCCAGUAUGGCUUCAUUACAUGGGUUGCACCAGCCAUUGCACUUGCACCAAUCUCCAUGGGCAUUUUCUUCAUUUUCGAAUCCACAUACAGUUACACUUCGGAUUGUUAUGGCGAAAAUAGUUCCUCCGCCAUUGCUGGACAGGGUUUGAUGCGUAACGCCUUGGGUGCAGUGGCGCCAUUGUUCGCAAGCCAAUUCUUCCACAAUGUCGGUAGCCAAUAUGCCGGUUUGAUUCUCGCAAUCGCUGGUACUGCCUUGACCUUCAUUCCUUUCAUCAUGUUUAAGUACGGGCAUCUUUUACGAGCUCGAUCCAAGCUUGCUAGUACGCAGAAGGGCGAUGAAGAGCAAAAGAAGAAGACUGGUCUUUACACAGCCCCUUUCGUGUGAAGGAAUUGAUGUAGAGGGGAUUCCGUUUCGGAACAAAUCGUGUAACGAUAUUUGUCGGACCCUUUUCGUUGACCUGACGGCGGGUUCUAUUCACAAGGGUGGUUGGAUUCAUCCGCGUUGUGUAUAUGAUUCCAGACUGUCUCCGGAAGGACAAAGUCUUCCAUCGCGGGUCACUCCGCAGUUUUAGUAUUGUUUAUUGUAGCAUAGCAUAGCAUUGCGGGAUAAUGGUGUCAAUGACUGGGCGAUCUAUGAUCGAAUUUAUGAGGGAAACCUGGGAUUGGAAAUAUGCAUUAGUCGGCGUUCAUAAUUUCGGGAUAUUAUUGGGAGCAUCACUGUACGAUACCAAUGAAAAAUAUAGAUUUGAAUAAUUCAUGCACCAUGGCUCCACCUACUCUGCGUCUUCUUCCAUCCGUUGUGACUUUCUUGUUCGACUGUACCGCUGUGCCAAAUUGAAUGCA